AAAUUAUUAUCGUUUGAUGUUGAAUGAUUGGGCUAAAUUCUAUUAGAAUUUUCUAGAACGUUGAGCAAAAAGGAAACUGAAAGUCCAGUGUACGUGGCAUUUCGUGUCGUGCUGCCUUUAUGUAAUCCACAACAAUGUGGCUCAAAAAGUAGAAAAUCAUACAAAUUCAAAUGAAGCGACUUCAAAUAAUUACGAAUAGCGAAAAAGAUACAGCACUUAAAACUAAAAGCUAAGAAGUACUAAAGUGUUCGUUUAUGUGAAAACUGGGAUAGAGUUAAACUUAUUACUUAUAAAACUUCAAUACUCAAAUUUUAAAUUAUUUUCGAUUCCAUGUUCAGGAAGGCUCGUUAUCAUCACAUAAGUAAAUUACAUUUUUCUGGUCUAUUAAUUUUUUCUUAUUAUCAAUAAGUUAUGUGAUGCAUAUCACCGUUGAUCACGGACAAGAAGCAAAAACCUAUAUAAGCGAGUUUUUGGUGUAACACGAAUAGCAUGUAGUGGUGAUGUGAUAUCAACGCUGCUGUGAGCCAAUAAAAAAAUUAAUAGACUAAAAAAAUAUUGCAUACACUUUGCAAGUUUGACACAUUGCUUGACGCUAUUUGUCGAGCCAUUUGCAAAUUUUUCAUUCUCAUUUAAAGCGCGCGACGUGCCCUGGAGAGAGCCAAACAGCACGGCGUUGUUCAUCACAAGAAUGAUGUUAGCAUGAAUAUCUUACACACUAUAGCUUUUACUUUUUGUAUUUUCUCUUUUUUUCUUUUGAAUUAUACGAAAGGAGGAUGUCAAUGCAAUCAAAUGCUUCAUCCAGGUGUGUUUUCUGGCGAAAGAAUUUCAUUUGUUGCCGAGGAGAAUCACGAUCGUGACACCAGGAGGCCUGAUAAUAAUCAUCAACAAUCCUAUAAGGAAGCAAUUGGCUUCAAACCUCCAUAUCUUGAUUUUGGUGAACAACCUAUAGGAAUGCCAUAUGUUUUUGAUGUGACUGUGAUCAAUCCCAGUAAAGAAAACAAUAUUCAAUUGCAUUCAUUCUCUGGAGAAAACCCACUUUUUCAUGUUUCAUUCUCUAAAUCUCAGGAAAUUUCUCCGCUAUCCAACACAUCAUUUGAAGUUAUUUUUCUUGCCAGAACUUUUGGUAGUGUUGAAAAUACUUUAUUUAUUCAUACGUCUAGUGGAGCAUAUCCGUACCAAGUCCGUGGUUAUGGUGUUGGGAAUCCAUACAGAUUGCGUCCUUACUUGGGAGCAAGAGUCUUUGUUGAUCACAUAUUUACAUCAUUGUUGUUCAUGUAUAAUCCGCAUGAUUCACCACUUCAGGUUACUGAAAUCUACUCUAGUGGUGGAGAUUUACAUUUAGAGCUUCCAUCAGGUUCGGAUGAUGCAUCAUAUGAACACUGGAAAAUCUCUCCCUUUGAAACAAAGGCAAUUAUUCGUAUGAAUUUCCUCGGAAGAGUUGUCAGUAACCACACGGCAUUCAUAAGAAUACGCACCAAUAAGUUAUCUGCAACCAAUCAGUACCUAAUUUUACCUGUGGAGAUAGAAGUUACAUCUGCACCCGGAUUGUUUCCUUCAGUCGAUAUGCUAGAUUUUGGAACUUUGAGGAAAAUGGACGAACCAAAAACUAUUACAGUGUCACUGGUCAACACGCAAAACAAACCUGUCUCAUUGACGGAAAUAAUUGUUGAACCACCAAACAGAGCAAUACAAGUUAAUAUAAAAAACACGCACAUCAAGCCAAUUAACAAAUACAUCACUUCUUUUAGUGUGACCUUUACAGCGUCGCAUAUACAAAACGCAAAGCAAAGUCAUGGCAAAGUCAUUGUUCUGUCUUCAAGUAAAGGAAAUCCAAGAAUGGUGCUUAAUUAUCAAGCAAAUAUUUUGUUAGGUACCUUGGCAUAUUCUGUGAGUAAAACAAGGUUUUUCAUUGGUCGACAACCGUAUAUUCCUGUAGUUCGAGACCUAGUCAUCACAAACACGUUUGACUUUCCUUUGCUUAUAUACCGCGUACUUGUUGCUGCUGACAUUCAGGAUUCUAUUACGAUUGUUAACUUUUCAUCUCCUGUGAUCGUUGGUGAAAAAAAGAUGUCCACACCGUUCUCUGUCCGUUUUGUUGCCAAUGAAAACUCAUCAACUUAUACUUCCAAUAUACGUCUCUAUACGAACGCAUCUGUUUUCACCAUUCCUAUGCAUAUAUUUGAUGGAAAGUUACACUAUGAUUUUCCUCCCUCUCUGUUCGACGCUGGUACAUUGGCAGUAAAACAACGGGAUCGUAGGAUGUUUCAUAUUGCAAAUAUAAAUCCUGUUGCGAUAAAAGUAAAAUUAAGAUCAUCGAACGAAACAUUGGUGGUUCUCGAAUAUUUGGAUGAAAAACGUGAUGGAAAGACUCAAUACGUGCCAUUUCCUUCUGAUGGGAUAAAUUUAAAGUCCAAGCAUUCUCUUCUAUUCUGUCUGGAAAUCAGAGUUCCAUCAUAUGAUGGCAGUUAUAGUGGAAAAAUUUAUUAUAAUACGCCAUACGAGGCGAAGGUCAUAACAUUCUCGUUCAAAGCUGCAAGUGGUCACAUGAAAGUAAAUCCUGCAAAGAUUAUUUUUGAUCAUUCGUUCCCGGGGAAAACUCAAAGAGUUCCCUUGUAUAUGACAAGCACAUUUCUUAAUCCUGUCACCGUAUUUUCAACAACAACGAAGGCUCGCCGACCGUUCGAAUUUAUUUCAGUUAAUAGUUCGGAUCCUGUACUUUAUCCUAAACGUAAACUGAAGAUUGGAGAUGUGGUUUUCAACCCUCAGCUUUUAUGUUCAUCUGGCUGUUACUUGGGGAUACAGAAUACAACAAACCUUGGUUCGGAAUGGUUCUCUAGUCUAUCAUUAAGUCAUGAUAUGUCUCGUAUUGAUGCCAUGAUACUGGAAAGUUUUCACAAGAAGUGGAACUCCCUGCUUGAAGCAAAGGAAAACAGCUUUACACGUAACUUCUAUAUCAGCACGGAAACAGUUAAAGGUCUCGAAGUUACAACUCAAGGUGGAUUGAUAUGGCCAUCGUUGACUCCGGAUCGUCCAAUCAGAUUUCCCCUUACGCAUGUUGGCAGUACAUCACAUAAUUUGACUUUGGAGAACCCAGCAGAUAUGCCUGUUGUAGUUCAAGUUGUUCCAUUAUCUGUGUAUCCCAAUGCUCAGUCAGCCAUCGACGUUCUUUCUGAUAGGCUUGACGUUGAUUUACUGACAGCAAGACCUUCCUAUCACUCUUGUUUCUCACUGCCAACAGGCAAAGUAAACAAGAAUGUGUUUGAGAAGUCUUCAUCUAAAGUAACGUCGCCAGUUGAGAAUGUUGUAGGUGAAAAUCCUACAUCAAAUGUUGUUACGAUAAAGAUGAAACCACGGUCAAAAACCAACGUAACGUUACAAUUCAAACCGGAAAAUGAAGACCAGAGGACAUCUCUUUUCUUUAUCAGAAACAACUUAACAGUAUUAGAUAUGGUUUUGGUACAAGGUCAAGGUGCCAGCGGUGAAUUAAUGAUUGAUGGUAGGAGACCGGGUGUUGAUAGCGAAAUUUUGUUCGAAUUGAAACAAAAACAUCUUGAGGAGUGUACAAGAUUGAGAUCCGGUUCAGGUGGCAAAACAGCUCGAACUUUAACAGUGAAGAAAACUGUGCUUGCUAGCAAUCCUGGUCAAUUAGCAACACAUUUGACAUCUUUCAGUAUUGAUGGAUACGACUGUGAAGGAUAUGGAUUUAGUAUUCUAAACUGUAAAUCUCACUAUCUCAAACCUUCUGCUACAACUAAGAUUCACAUUGCAUUCACUCCCGACUUCACUGUUUCACGCACAUCGCGUCGACUUAAAAUAAAAACUUCUCUUGGACAUGUUUUUGAAUUCAGUCUAAUUGCGACUAUACCAUCGGAGCUAAUACCGCUGUGCGCUGCGACAGUGGAACGCCCUUCAUGGGAACAUCAGGUUUAUAUUUCAAUCGCUGUGACUAUGAUUUUGCUGCUCUUUUUCACACUCAUUUUGGCUCACUUUGAAGCAAAGAAACUCAUUUCAUCAGAAACGGCCACACUACGAAACGAGCACGACGUGUUAAACGGGGCUGCAGUAAUGAACGGUGAUAUUUUUGAUUUACGAAAAAUAACAGCGUCUUUACAAGCUCCAAGUGCUGUACACAACCAUUACGACGCACACAAAGACGAUUCAAAUAGUUGUCUUAUGAAGGAAAACAAUCUUGAUGAACCGAAAAGUACCUGUUAUUCUCGAUCAAGAAGAACUUUGAUAGAAAACAGUGUACGAUUGAAUUCCAAUAAUAACUCAAUAACCACAGAGACAACUUUAGCUAACGAGCAUUGUAAAAAACAGAAAAAGAUCGUCAUGAAUUCUCAAGCAUUAAAAACUAGUGAUCCCGUUACUGUCAAAACUACUAAACCUUUUGGUGUUGUAUUACCUAACGCAAGUUCCUCAGCAAUAGCUCUGAAAAGCCAAAUGAACACGCAUAGUCACAAAGCAACAACUGACGCGAGUAAGAUCGUUUCAACUUUGCCAGUGAAAAAAGAAAAGAGCAAGAUACGCAAGAAGACUGCCAAGGUUGCACCUGUUUGUGUUUCAGUUCAUGAUAAGAGAACAAAUACAAUUGAACUAGUGAAAAUAAAAGAAAAUGAUGUGAUAAACGAAUUGUUAGCGAAACCAAAAGAUGGCAAAUCGAGACAAACUAGAGAAACAGUUGAGGAAAUCAAAGAACCAAGAAAGCAAGAUGUUGCUUCAUACACAGUUAAAUCAUCAAACAGUAAAUGCACAAGUAAAACAUCACGAAAGACUAGUUUAUCAGAACUUGAGAAAUCGCAAACGAAACCUAAAAUCGAAAAAUCUAAAUCUCAUCCUUUAAAUACCACCAGCAAUUUGUAUUCGACUAAGAUGGAGCAAAGCACUUUCAACAAAAAGAAGUCUGGCAAACAAGCGAAACAAGAAACCCCUUUAACUAUCACAGAAGCCAUCAACUCAGCCUUAGAGAUCACCCUAAAGUCUUCGCCUUUGACCGAAUUAGAUACAUCACGCAAUGAAUUUCGUAGUUCGUCCACUUGCCCUUCGCCAUCAUUGUCAGAUUCAUCGCAAAAUCUUAGCCAAAGCAGUCGUAGUAGUAGUUACAGUAGUGUUGUUGGUAGCGAGGAGCCUACGCACAUCGAACAUAUCAGAGAGCGUAAGAAAACAUCUAAAAGCCGCAAGCAAAGUCGACUUGUCAUACAAAAACCAGCUGAGAUUACCAAUCCUUUCACAGUAACAACUUUGGGAGAUAUUUCUAGCUCAGCUUGGAAUGGAAUGUGGGAUAAAAGUGCGCGUGACCUCAGAGGAUCACCUUCCUUUGAAUCUUUUCCGACUAUGUCAUCUUCGAGUUCUUUAUUCAGCAGCACACCGUUUGAUAAAGAUAGCAAGUUAGAUCGACAUGACAUAUUCACAGAUUCCUCAGUAGUGGAAACACCGUCCGGAGAAGAUAAGCCUUGGUUUACCUUUCACGAUGUUAAAGCCCCUGGUCUCUCAACUCCUUUUGUUGAAGUUGGAUCGUCCGUGCCGAAAUUCUGGCCCGAAGAACCAAUGGCGUCUCUUGAAAAUUUGAUUCCAAUGACACAAACUUGCCACACGACCAACUGGGUGAAUUUUCUUGACGAAAGCUCAGCUAAUGCUUCAAGACUUCCUUCACCCGGAAUGCCGCAGAGUUCAAAAACUGUGAGUGAGAUUUGGAACUCUGGCCAUCGGUCAGAUGAAAACGAUGGUUGGUCCAAUGUUUUCUCGCCAGCACUUACGGAAUCUGAUCUAACAUACCCACGUGUUCCUGAUGCCUAUGAAUCAAGUUGGUCUACUGGUGAAGCAUGUCCUGCUUAUUUUCAUUUACCAAAGAAUCAUGGAAACUGCGUGGACGUAAACCAAACUUCCGGUGAAUCUGAUUUCAUCUUUGGCACCCAAAGUGAGAAUGUAUCCUACAGGAAGAGCAAAUCACAGAAAUUAAAUCCUUACUGUGAACCUUGGGAAAGUCGAACACAAACAUCACAGAACAUCUGGUCAUCCACAACACGUUAUUAAAAGCGUCACUAAAAACCGUUUGCGUGUAAUUUCUGUAUUUGUUUAUUUGAUGAUUGUCAAACUCAUAGAAUUUUAGUGUGAUGUAAAUGUUCUCUUUCUCCUCACGUCAUUAUUUUAAUGUUUUGCUAAUCCCAAA
Messenger RNA from Xenia sp. Carnegie-2017, 6169 nucleotides. Its product is annotated as transmembrane protein 131-like. NCBI's taxonomy places the organism in Eukaryota, Metazoa, Cnidaria, Anthozoa, Malacalcyonacea, Xeniidae. Gene Ontology annotation, cellular component: membrane. The record is from RefSeq and is a predicted model, not a curated record.